AUGCAGUUCAAGCCGUGCACGGAAGGAAGGGGCGGAACAGGCGACUUGACAGAGACGAUCGGAAACGUACACUCGAUCCAGAUAGAAGCCUGCGAAUGGACGGGAAAGAACAAUGAGUGGUGCGGCCUCAAGAUCGGCAGUUUCAACUCGAUCUACGUCGAGUACGACAUGGCCAACGCUCACAAGCUCUCCUCCGGUCCUAUCAAGAAAUACCCAAAAAAGGGAGACCAAUUGAACGUUGCCAUUUGCGGCCGGAUUCCUGGUGUCCCGAUUUGUGCCCCGUUUUCCCUUCCAAAUACAAAUGCAUGUGAACAAGGAAUCAAUUGUAAAAGACGAAAGGUGAAGAAAAAUAAGCUGGACAAGAAACGCGUCUUCCGAGUCGCACUGGAAAUUCAAGAAAUUUAUCCACAAGUAAAGGUGGUUUCCGAAUGGCAGAUCAAGGACCCCACUCAACCCGACGCACCCCCUUUAUUCUGCUUCAAUCUGCCCCUCGCUGUCGUCCCCUAA
Messenger RNA from Oikopleura dioica, 507 nucleotides. Lineage: Eukaryota; Metazoa; Chordata; Appendicularia; Copelata; Oikopleuridae. The record is from the annotation of a GenBank genome assembly.